Sinocyclocheilus grahami is the source of this 1278-nucleotide messenger RNA. RefSeq names its product maturin-like. Gene Ontology annotation, cellular component: cytoplasm. The coding region runs from base 276 to 677 and encodes 133 amino acids. The transcript is spliced from 3 exons. Gene Ontology annotation, biological process: regulation of signaling; positive regulation of megakaryocyte differentiation. The record is from RefSeq and is a predicted model, not a curated record. Lineage: Eukaryota; Metazoa; Chordata; Actinopteri; Cypriniformes; Cyprinidae.
AGCUGAUGACGAUGGGCGCAUGUGUUGUCAUGUGACGUCACUCUGCCCGAGGACAGGCGUUGUUUUUCCGCACAGGAGGCUGAAGCGGGUCCGGUCCUGCAGGUCCAGAUCAGGAACACUCAGCUACAGGCCGGUAUGAGACAGUGAGAGCGCAGCAGAAGCAGAAGCAGAACCGGAAUCAUCUGCGAUCACCAUGACGACGCAGCCUUAGCGCUCAGCAUCCGCAUCCUCAGCAUCCUCCGCGGCUCAGGUGCGCCGUCAGUCCGUCAGGCAGGAUGGAGUUCAAAGAGCUGGUGGACACCGCCGAGAAAUGGUGCUCCGGGAAUCCGUUUGACCUGAUCUUCGCCGAGGACGUGGACGAGAGGAGGCUGGACUUCUACGCCGAGCCCGGGAUCUCGUUCUACGUGCUCUGCCCGGACAAUCUCACCGGAGGAACCGAUAAUUUUCAUGUGUGGAGUGAAAGCGAGGACUGUCUUCCGUUCCUGCAGCUCGCGCAGGACUACAUCUCCUCCUGUGGGAAGAAAACACUGCUGGAGGUGCUGGACAAAGUCUUCAGAUCCUUCAGGCCUCUCCUGGGUCUUCCAGAUAUUGACGAUGACGCAUUCGAUCAGUAUCACGCAGACGUGGAGGAGGAACCAGAGCCAGACCACCAGCAGAUGGGUGUGAGCCAGCAAUAAUGCCCACCAGAGAGGCUCCGCGCUGGGCCACAGUCUCUGCAUCGAGCCAAGCUCUCCUAACCUUACUCACCUGGCUCUUCUUCUUACAGUAUACACACAAACACACACACUGCAUCAUUACACCCUUUAAAAUCUGGACAGCUUUUCCUGCACCCUGAUUUUAACUCAAGUGAUCAUUAUUUUGAUCAAUAUUAUUUCUCAUUAACUUCUAAAGCAGAGACAAAACAGAUAUCGCAUAAUAUUUUUUUUUCAAUAAUCUGGAGGCAGUAGAUUAGAAACUUAAGUUCUGAAUGGAAUACCAGUGUACUGCAUACUGCUGCAUUGUCACAUGACCUCAUUAUGUCGCAUGUUUAAUUCAGUGUCAUACAGUUGUCAAAAUUACUGUAGGAUGUUUUGCAAUCGCAUCCAAAUUUGUGGUAAAAAAUGUCUUAAUUCUUGACAGUGUGAUCAAAAUGUAAAAGUUGCAAUUGGUAUCACGUCCUAUUCAUUCAUCAAAUUGGAAAUAGAAGGUAAAUGCUGCAUAUAGAGCAGGUAUUCCAUGCAAACACAAAAUUUACAUGGAAAAUAAUUAGUAUGCUGUUCUGGACAUAACACUGAAUUG